AUGGAUGCCGAUUAUUUCACUGAGGCUGGCCGCAUGCGUUCUCCUCAUCUGCCAAUAGCUGAAAGCGUUUCACGUGGGAUUACACUCGGAUUGGUGGAAUGUGGACAUCAGUUUCGCUGGGAUCCUUGGAGCUGCGCUGAAAGUGAUGUCUCCGACAUCCAGUACAAUCAGAAGUCGCCAUGGCAGUGGCUGUGGAGUGGGUGUGAUGAUGGGGUGAGGUUCGGAGACAGCCUGUCACGGAAGUAUAUCGAUGGUGCCAUUAACAGAGGGACUAUCCGCGCCAUUGUUAAUCUGCACAACAACGGUGUGGGAAGAAAGUCUAUUUGGAGAAUGCUCCAAGUCAGCUGCAAGUGCCAUGGCGUUUCCGGAAGUUGUUCUAUACGGACAUGCUGGCGAAAGCUUUCCGACUUCCGGUCUUCGGGAAACUUUCUGAAAAAGAGAUAUAACAAAUCUGUCAGAGUAAUAACUGGAAACAAGGAAAACAAGCCAGUCGGCGAACUGCGGAUGUUCAUCAUGGCGAGAGUGUCUUCCAAAGACCUUGCAUACGUCGACAAAUCGCCAAGCUAUUGCACGGCAAGCACUGCCAUGGGGACAAGGGGCACGGAAGGUAGGCAUUGCUCAAGACCAAGACGCGGACUGAGGGUAGCAAAGUCGGAGAAGGUAAGCUGCAGACGACUGUGCAGUCAGUGUGGAUUCGUGGUUCGAAAAUACACCGUGGAGACCAGCUCUAGCUGUAACUGUAAAUUCUACUGGUGCUGCUCGGUCAGGUGCAAACAAUGCAACACCAUUGUCCAGAAAUAUUACUGCCAUCGACCACAGUGA
Messenger RNA from Gigantopelta aegis, 822 nucleotides. Its product is annotated as protein Wnt-8b-like. Gene Ontology annotation, molecular function: frizzled binding; cytokine activity. The record is from RefSeq and is a predicted model, not a curated record. Bases 1 to 822 code for a protein of 273 amino acids. NCBI's taxonomy places the organism in Eukaryota, Metazoa, Mollusca, Gastropoda, Neomphalida, Peltospiridae. The transcript has 4 exons. Gene Ontology annotation, biological process: neuron differentiation; cell fate commitment; multicellular organism development. Gene Ontology annotation, cellular component: extracellular region.